Messenger RNA from Letharia columbiana, 738 nucleotides. RefSeq lists its product as uncharacterized. Lineage: Eukaryota; Fungi; Ascomycota; Lecanoromycetes; Lecanorales; Parmeliaceae. Gene Ontology annotation, cellular component: proteasome core complex; proteasome core complex, alpha-subunit complex; nucleus. Gene Ontology annotation, biological process: proteasome-mediated ubiquitin-dependent protein catabolic process. The record is from RefSeq and is a predicted model, not a curated record. The transcript has 5 exons. The coding region runs from base 1 to 738 and encodes 245 amino acids.
AUGUUUAUUGCACGGUCGGAAUACGACCGUGGCAUAAACACCUUCUCCCCGGAAGGCCGUCUCUUCCAAGUCGAAUACUCUCUUGAAGCAAUCAAACUAGGCUCAACAGCCAUAGGCAUCGCCACCUCCCAUGGUGUCCUUCUCGGCGUCGAAAAGCGCGUGACCUCCACCCUCCUCGAGACCUCCUCGGUCGAAAAGAUUGUUGAGAUAGACUCCCACAUUGGCUGCGCCAUGUCCGGACUGCAAGCCGACGCUCGCUCUAUGAUCGAACACGCCCGUGUUGAAAGUCAGAAUCAUAGCUUCCAUUACAACGAACGACUAGGGGUGGAGAGCUGUACUCAAGCAAUCUGUGAUUUGGCCUUGCGGUUCGGGGAAGGCGCUGAGGGGGAGGAGAGCGUGAUGAGUAGGCCGUUUGGUGUUGCGUUGCUGAUUGCGGGGAUCGACGAGGAAGGCCCACAGCUAUAUCAUGCGGAACCAUCAGGGACCUUUUAUCGCUACGACGCCAAAGCUAUUGGAUCAGGCAGUGAGGGUGCACAAGCAGAGUUACAGAACGAAUUCCACAAAUCACUCACGUUGGAGGAGGCGGAGACUUUGGUGCUGAAAACACUGAAGCAGGUCAUGGAGGAGAAGCUAGAUUCGAAGAACGUCCAGCUGGCCAGUGUGACGAAGGAGAAAGGCUUUAGGAUUUAUACCGAUGAGGAAAUGUCCAAGGUAGUAAGCAGAUUACCCACAAAUUGA